CUAGACACAUGAAAAGAGGCAGCCACGGAAGAGCCGCGCCGAAACCGUGGGACGGGCCAGCCAGAUGGUGCCCCUACGCGUCUGCCACCGCCUCGUCCACCUGCGCGGCCUCCCCUCCUCGCUUCGGCCUCCUCUCCCCUCCACCAUGGCGGCGCCCCAACCCGGCUGCAAAACCCUUCGCCCCACCACUACUUCUUCGCCGUCUCCUGCCGGCCCGGCCACCAAGAGGUCCAGGACAAUGGCCACGGACGCGGCGGCUUCUCCGGCCUCGGCGGGGUGCUCCGCGAUGAAGGCCGAGUUCACGGGCCACGCCGAGUACCUCAACGCGCUGAAUGAUAAAAGGGAAAGGCUUGUGAAAGCAAGUCGGGAUGUGACAAUGAACAGCAAAAAGGUCAUCUUUCAGGUCCACAGGAUCAGCAAAAAUAACAGGGAGGAAGUUCUUUCAAAGGCGGAAAAUGACCUUGCUGCUGUGGUUAACCAGUACAUUGGCAAAUUAGUAAAAGAACUACAAGGAACCGACUUCUGGAAGCUCAGAAGAGCCUAUACCCCUGGUGUACAAGAAUAUAUUGAGGCCGCAACAUUUUGUAGAUUUUGCAAGACUGGCACUUUAUUGGGUCUAGCUGAAAUUAAUGAUUCUUUGCUUGCUCUAAGUGAUGAAUCCAUUGAGCCCUUGCAGAUAAAUGUGCUUGACUAUCUUUUAGGGGUUGCUGAUUUGUCAGGAGAGCUAAUGAGGCUUGCAAUUGGACGUAUAUCUGAUGGGGAAGUUGAAUAUGCUAAAAAUAUAUGUGCAUUUGUACGUGACAUUUAUAGGGAACUGACCCUUCUUGUGCCACUGAUGGAUGACAAUAAUGAGAUGAAGAAGAAAAUGGAGGUUAUGCUUCAAAGUGUAGUGAAAAUUGAGAAUGCUUGCUUCAGUGUUCAUGUGAGAGGAUCUGAAUACAUCCCUAUGCUAGGAACAUCUGGCGAGUCAGACUACGCCUUCUUCGGUGCCGCCGACUAUGACCAAUGAAGCCAGACUGCCUAACAGGCAUGUUUCUGGGACCUAUCUCAAAAAAGAAGCUUUGAACACGACUAUUAUUUGUUGCUUGUGCACAUCACACCGUAGAACAUGUAAUCCCGGCCCUCAGCUACCUGUAUUCUGUAGCAUUGCAAGACUAACCUUCUAGCAUUAUUCUUCUAUGCACUGGUUGUUUCUGUUUCUUUA
Molecule: messenger RNA, 1204 nt
Organism: Triticum urartu
Lineage: Eukaryota; Viridiplantae; Streptophyta; Magnoliopsida; Poales; Poaceae
Product: Translin family protein
Molecular function (GO): sequence-specific DNA binding
Source: RefSeq, a predicted model, not a curated record